GUCAUGCCCUGACCACAGCUGCCCUUCAGGAGGCCGGCACGGAGCCACCUGGGGCCAUUGGGCUGUUUGUCAAGGGUGGGGUGGCAGCAACUUGCCACUCUUCCUCCAUAAGCCCAGCCAGAGCCUCCACUGGGCACUUAGCACAAAAAAAACCUUGCAGGAGCCAGAUCUAGAGCGCUGGAAUUCAGCAGGCGUGCCAGGAGAAUUCAACACAGGUGUGCUGCCCCCUCUCCUGCCAGGCGUGUGGCUGCACAGGAGUCUUGCUGAUGGUGGAAUUCAAGUCACCAGUGGCCAAAGUACCCUCCAGGUGUGAAGAGUUGCAGGUCCUCCAAGGAGCCGGGAGCUGCAAGAUUCUGAAAAAGACUUCAAGAAACUGACUCAUCUCGAUGGCUGCCCCUGACGGGAGGGUAGUCUCCAGACCCCAGAGACUUGGUCAGGGGUCUGGCCAGGGGCCAAAGGGGAGUGGAGCCUGCCUGCAUCCCCUGGACAGCCUGGAGCAGAAGGAGACUCAGGAGCAGACGUCGGGCCAGCUCGUCAUGCUGAGGAAGGCACAGGAGUUCUUUCAGACCUGUGAUGCUGAAGGCAAGGGCUUCAUCGCCAGGAAGGAUAUGCAGAGGCUGCAUAAGGAGCUACCGCUCAGCCUGGAGGAGCUGGAGGAUGUGUUUGAUGCCCUGGAUGCCGAUGGCAAUGGCUAUCUGACCCCAGAGGAGUUCACUACUGGAUUUAGUCACUUCUUCUUCAGCCAGAAUAACCCAAGUCAGGAAGAUGCAGGUGAACAGGUGGCCCAGCGCCACGAAGAGAAGGUGUAUCAGUCCAGAGGGGACGAGGAUCUGGGAGACAUGGGCGAAGACGAGGAGGCCCAGUUCCAGAUGCUGAUGGACAGACUUGGAGCCCAAAAGGUGUUGGAAGAUGGAAGUGAUGUCAAGCAGCUCUGGCUGCAGCUGAAGAAGGAUGAACCUCAUUUACUGUCCAACUUUGAAGAUUUCCUGACCAGAAUCUUCUCCCAGCUCCAAGAAGCCCAUGAGGAGAAGAAUGAACUGGAGUUUGCCCUAAAAAGGAAAAUUGCUGCUUAUGAUGAAGAAAUCCAGCAUCUCUAUGAGGAGAUGGAACAACAAAUCAAAAGUGAGAAGGAGCGGUUUCUCCUGAAGGACACAGAGCGGUUUCAAGCCCGCAGUCAAGAGCUGGAGCAGACACUGUUAUGUAAGGAGCAGGAGCUGGAGCAGCUCGUCCAGAAGCAGAAAAGGCUGGAAGGUCAGUGCACAGCCCUGCAUCACGACAAGCAUGAGACCAAGGCUGAGAAUACCAAGCUGAAACUCACUAACCAGGAGCUGGCCCGGGAGCUGGAGCGGACCUCUUGGGAGCUCCAGGAUGCUCAGCAGCAGUUGGAAAGCCUCCAGCAAGAGGCCUGCAAACUCCACCAGGAGAAGGAGAUGGAAGUGUACCGCGUGACGGAGAGUCUCCAGCGCGAGAAGGCCGGGCUCCUCAAGCAGCUGGAUUUCCUAAGGGAAAGGAACAAGCACCUUCGGGAUGAACGGGACAUAUGUUUUCAGAAAAAUAAGGCAGCCAAGGCAAACACAGCUGCUUCCAGGGCAAGUUGGAAACAGAGAUCUGGCUCCGUGAUAGGCAAAUAUGUGGACAGCAGAGGGAUUCUUAGGAGCCAGUCAGAGGAGGAGGAGGAGGUGUUUGGCAUCCCAAGGAGAAGCUCCCUGGGCCUGAAUGGAUAUCCCCUAACAGAAGAGGAGCCAGGAACCGGGGAGCCAGGGCCUGGGGGUCCACACCCCCGGCCGCUCCGCAGAAUCAUCUCCAUUGAAGAAGACCCCCUGCCCCAGCUCCUGGAUGGUGGCUCUGAGCAACCCCUGAGCAAAUGCCCAGAAGAGGAAGAGGUCUCUGACCAGAGGGUACAGGGACAAAUCCCGGAGGCCCCACCCUUGAAACUCACCCCCACAUCCCACCGAGGGCAGCCUGUUGGAAAAGAAGCCCUGUGUAAGGAGGAAAGCUCUCCCUCCGCCCCUGACCGGCUCUUCAAGAUCGUGUUCGUGGGCAAUUCUGCAGUGGGGAAGACGUCCUUCCUGCGGAGAUUGUGUGAGGACCGCUUCUCCCCAGGCAUGGCGGCCACUGUGGGCAUUGAUUACCGUGUGAAGACGUUGAAUGUGGACAGCUCUCAGGUGGCCCUGCAGCUGUGGGACACGGCUGGGCAGGAGAGGUACCGGUGCAUCACCCAGCAGUUCUUCAGAAAGGCCGAUGGUGUCAUCGUCAUGUACGAUCUCACAGACAAGCAGUCGUUCCUGUCGGUGCGGCGGUGGCUGAGCAGCGUGGAGGAAGCUGUGGGAGACCGGGUUCCUGUUCUUCUGCUGGGUAAUAAGCUUGACAACGAGAAGGAGCGGGAAGUCCCCUGGGGCCUCGGAGAGCAGCUUGCCAAGGAGAACAAUCUGAUCUUCUAUGAAUGCAGCGCCUACUCUGGUCACAACACCAAAGAGUCCCUGCUCCAUCUGGCCAGGUUCCUCAAGGAGCAAGAAGACAUAGUGAGAGGGGACACCAUUCAGGUCGGCCACCCUGCUAAGAAGAAAUCCUGUUGUGGCUGAUAGGGUCCCACAAGGACUGCCCCCAGCAAACCUGAGGUCACAGAGCCUGCCCUGAUCCUGCACAUGGCUCCUGCACAGAUGCCGCCCACGGGGGCCCGCCCAGUCCUUUUCUUUGUCAGUCACUCGCCUCCCCCAAAAGGAAGGGAAGCACAUCCCAUCAGGAGAGCUGCUCUUGGAGCAUCUCAGAGUCUUUUCUCUCCUUUCUCUUUCUAGACCCCAGACGCCCAUCCCUCCUUUGUUGUUGUUGUUGUUUUCCCUGACUUAGUUUCCUAGGGGAAAGAAACAGAUGGGCUUUUCCAGAAAAGCCACCACGUGCCUUCUCCACCCCUCUUCUCCUCCCCUUGCCCUUAGGAGCCUCAGCACUGCUGUUGCCAUGACAACCAUGCAGGGCCCGACUUGCGGCUUCCUGCAGGCCAAAGGUACAGCACUCAGGUGCCACCAGGGUAGUUAAUCUUGCUUGGCCCUUGUUCUCUGGCGGCCAAAGGGAUAGUCUUAUACAUGCUUCGUGGACCUUGAGAUACCCAAGUUGUUGACUGCAGCAAACCAGAGCAGCCACAUUCUAUUCUACCUCCUACCCGGGGGCUCUGCUCUUUCCUUAAUCCCAGCUUUGAGCCUUCCCUCUCAGCACCAUGCCCGCUGCCUUUGUCCCCUUGGGUUUUCUGGAACGGUGCCUUAGGGAGAACCCACGGCCUUUCCUCCUCACCCCCCACCUACAACCCUGACUCCAGGGUGGACUGUGGGUGAUAAGUGUAUGCCUGGGGUUAGGAAGUAGGUUGACUUCCUACUUAACUUUGACUGAGAAAUGAAAAGAAAACUAGUGGAAAAAGCCAUCUGCUGCUAAACAGAGCGACCAUUUCUGGAGGGUAUAAAUGAGGUAUAUAUAGCUAUAUAAAAGCCAUUUUCUAAAUGUUUCUCAAAAUAGCUCUUUGAAAAAUCAUACGUGAUGAUUAACAGGGUAGACUGACAUGCAGGCAGUGGGGCCCAGCACGAGGGCCAUAGUUACUGACUUCAUUUUAUUUUCUUUUACUUUAUUUCAGAGCACUGCAUUUUUUUUUUCAGUGUGGCUGUGAUGUUGGCAUUUUGCUGGUGUUUGAGAAGUGAACAGAAUGUAGCUGCUGGCUUCAGCGCCCCCGAUUGCAAUAGCACAGGGCAUUUGGACUGGAGGAAUGAUCUGGGCCCCGUGGGAUUCCUGCAGCUGGGUGGUGGUGAGUUCCCAGCCAGCUCUGGCAUCACACUAGCCAGCCGUUACAGCACUCUUGCCCUGAGUAGGAAGUCGAAUGAAAGUUAUUACAAAGAUAACUGGCAAUCACUGGGCCUGCAGACCCAGGCCCCCACAGGAAAGAGGGUAGUCCACACCCAAGUGGGGCACACAGAGAGGGAGAGGGGCAGAAAGUAUCCACAGGCUUCCAACAAGAUAGUUGAAGACAACCCCACACAGCCACAUGGAUAGGGGAGAGGCCACUGGCCAGAGUUCUCAAGGCAUUCCAAUAGCCUCCUUCCAGACUCCCAAAACAGUCAGAGGCUCUCUGGGUCACCAGGCAAGUACCUACCUCUUUUUUGCAGACUCCUGUCUUUCAUUGAGCACUUGCAGGAACCAGAAAGCCCACAGAGGGUGCUGAACACAAAUGAGGACUGGGUACCAGGAGGUGCUCCAUGAUCCUAAGCAAGCCUGCUCCCUCCUUGGCCCCCACCACAUCAGUAAAACGAGGGGAUGGGGUAUUUGAUGCUUUGAGCUCUUCUUGCUCAGAUGCACAGGAUGACAUAUUUAUUUUCCAUCAUAGGCUGGCCCUGGACCCCAGUCCAAGGUUAAAGAGAAUUUGCAGGAAACUCCCUGCCCCUAGGGAAGAGCAGUGGUGGUGUUCCCAUUAAUAGGAUGAGGCAGGGAGAGGGGAUGCCUGGGUCACCCAGAGGUGGCCCUCCAGUGUGUGUGUGUGUGUGUGUGUGUGUGUGUGUGUGAGAUGUAUGUCACGUGCGUGAAGGGAAAGGAAGGCUAGAAGGUCAUGGUGGCCAUGGAGGAAGUAAACUCACUCUUCUGCUUUUGACAAAAAGCAGAUAUAGCUAUUGGGAUUUAUGGGGCAAGCAGACCAUUCCUGGGGUUCCCUAACCCCACAAAUGUCUUUAUUCCUAAUUCCUUGCUCCUGCUUUCUGCUGCAUUCUUCCAUUUAGAAACAGGCCAUGCAAGGUUUAGGGCAGGGAAGGGUGGCCCUAGUGCCCUAGUGCCUGGCCUUCUGGCAUGUGGGGUAAAUCACCAUGAUUCUUCAAAGGAGAGAGAAAGGAGCAAGGAGAGUCUUUAGGCCUCCAAUGCUCUCUUCCCCAACCCCCCGUUUUAAAAAGAGGAGAGGGCUGAGUGUGGUGCCUCACACCUGUAAUCCCAGCUGAGCCAGAGGAUCAUUUGAGACCAGAAGUUUGACACCAGCCUGAGUAACAUAGCAAGACCCUACCACUACAAAAAAAAAAAAAAAAAAAAAAAAUUGAAAAUUAGCAGAGCGUGGUGGCAUGAGCCUGUAGCUUUAGCUACUCAGGAGGCUGAGCCAGGAGGAUCACUCGAGCCCAGGAGUUUGAGGUUAAAGUGAGCUAUGAUGGUGCCACUGCACUCCAGCCUGAGGGACAGAGUGAGAUUCUGUCUUAAAAAAAAAGAGUGGGGAAUUGGGACUCCAGAGGAACUCUGGGAAGUUCCUUGUCCCCAGCUCUCAGCUCCCCUCCUCCCAUUCAUUUUAAGCCACUGUGUUGAUCAGGGCCACCCUGGGCUGUCACUCUGGCCCAGAGGCUGCCAGAGAAACCUUCUGGCUCUGUGUCAUUCACAUCGUUGUAAUGGCCUUGAGCAAGUCACUUAACCAGGAUCCACGUUCAUCUAUAGAUUGGAAUUUUCGAUGUGUACCUCACAGGGUCAUUUUAGUAUUAGAUGAGAUAAUGUAUGUAAAGUACCUAGCAACGUGCCCAGAAUAUAAGAGGUAUUAAUAAGUAGGGGCUAUUUUUGUUGUCAACAUUGAGUUGCUGUCCUGGCCACUUGCCUUGCCUCAGUUUUAUAUUUAGAACCAGCUAACAGUUACUAAGCAUCUGCCCGGAACUGGGCACUUUCACAAACUCAACCUCGUCUGAGCAUCUGUUUGCCCAGCCCGUUUGCCUGCGUUCUGAGCUCAUACCUGGCUUGCUUCUUGCUGUUCUUUGUUCCUAUGAGUUUCCUGGUUUCCUGGUUUUUCUAUCAGUGCCCAUAGCCUUCCAGUGCCUGUUGCCUGAUCUCAGCACCCAGUCCUCUCUCCCUCCCUCCCUCUCUGUCGUGGUCCAGGAACCACUCGGCAGCUCAGACCUGGUCACAACUCCUGGGUAUUUACCAGUGAAUGGCCUGUGCUCAUUGCCAUCCCUGGCUCUCGCCUGCUCCCCUGUUCUUAUACCUUUUGCUUCUUCUAGGGGCUGAUGCUGCCCUCAGCGCUGAGUUGCCAAACCAAGAACCUCGUCACAACGCAAUGCCCCAGUUGCUUUGCUCCUUGCCUGGCAUUUGUUUCACCCCACACUCCCUGUGGGACUUUUUUUGUUCCCCUGUGAUGCCUUAGCUUUCUCCCUGCUCCUCAUCCUACACUCUUUCUCUAUUCUUAAUACUUCUACCCACUCUGAGAUGCUUCUCCCUGCUUUCCUCCUGGGCCCAGGCCAGACCAUACCUAUACAGUCUAUCAAAAAUGGCUCAACCGUUUGUCUCUGUCACUAGCAGUCACUGCUCCAACGGAGCUUAAACCAACUUCAGCUAAAUGGAAUUGCAACACAACUGGUGGCUUCCAGGGCCAUAUUUAUACUUUAACAAAGAACCGUAGGGGAGGCAAACCUUUAACUCAAAGGAAUGAGACCCUAGUGAUAGGAUAUUAACCACUAUAAUGAGUUAUGGAAGUCAAAUAUUUAGGACAAAGCUGCCUUCUCUACUCUCAAAGACCUCAGUUUGCUUCAUGUAUUUUGGGGCUUUAUCGCUAGGUUCAAAUAUAUUUAUAAUAGUGAUUUCUUCUGGAUGGAUUGACCCUUUAUCAUUAUAAAGUGUCCUUGUUUGUCUUUGGUGACAAUUUUUGUCUCAAACUUGAUUUAUUUAUUUAUUUUGAGAUGCAAUUUCCCUCUUGUUGCCCAGGCUGGAGUGCAGUGGCGUGAUCUCGGCUCACUGCAACCUCUGCCUCCUGGGAGGCGAUUCUCCUGCCUCAGCCUCCCAAGUAGCUGGGAUUACAGGCACCCACCACCAUGCCUGGCUAAUUUUUUUGCAUUUUUAGUAGCGAUGGGGUUUCACCAUGUUGGCCAGGCUGGUCUUGAACUCCUGACCUCAGGUGAUCUGCCUGCCUUGGACUCCCAAAGUGCUGGGAUUACAGGUGUGAGCCACCAUGCCAAUUUUGUCUGAUAUUAGUAUAGCCACUUCAGCUCUCUUUUUAUUGCUGUUUGCAUUGUAUAUCUUUUACAUCCUUUUAAUUUCAAUCUAGUUGUACUUUUAAAUCUAAAGUGAGUCUCUUGGAGAGAGCAUAUAGUUGGAUCAUGUUUUUUAAAUCUAUUCUUCCAAUCUCUUAAUUGGAAAGUUUAAUUUAUUUGCAUUUAAUAUAAUUGAAAAAGUAAGAUUUGUCUGCCACUUUGCUAUUUAUUUUCUAUACAUCAUGUGUCUUUUUAAAUCUUGUGUUCUUUCAUUACUGCCUUCUUUUAGGUUAAAUAGAUAUUUUCUUUAAUUCUCAUUUCAUUUUCUAUAUAUUUUUGAAUUAUUCUCUUGGUAGUUGCCCUGGGGAUUACCAUUAAUAUCUGAAUUUAUAACCAUCUGUUUGUGUUAAUAUCAACUUAAUUUCAAGUAUACAAAAAUGUUGCUCUAAAGUGGUCCCGUUUUCCCCUCUAUUAUGCUAUUACUGUCACAAAUUUCAUCUUUAUACAUUUUGUGCCCAUCAGCAUACAUUUAUAAUUAUUGCCUUACGCAGUUUUUUAUUUAAAUCAGAAAAAAAGAGUUACCAACAAAAAAUAAAUUUGUACUGUUUUAUAUCUGACUUCAUAAUUUCUUUUACUAGCGCUCUUUAUUUCUUCACAUUGAUUCACGUUACUAUCUUGUGCCUUUUCAUUUCAGCCUGAAGGAUUGCUUUUACUAUUUUUUGUAGGGCAGGCUUGUUAGAGACAAACUCUCUUGUUAGAGAUAAACUUUCUCAGUUUAUCUGGAAAUGCCUUAAUUUAUCCUUUAUUUUUGAAGGAUAGUUUUGCCAGAUAUAGAAUUUUUGAUUGACAGCUUUUUUUUUUUUUUUUUUAAAGAACUUUGACUGUGCCAUCCCACUGUUUCCAGCCUUCAUGGUUUCUGAUGUAAAAUUAGCUGUUGGUGUCAUUGAGGAAUGCUUGUAUUUGAUGAAUUGUUUCUCUGUGCUUUCAAAAUUCUUUGUUUUUCAAUGGUUUCAUUUUGACACGUGCAGCUAUGGAUCUUUUUAAGUUUAUCCCACUUGGAGAUUGUUGAGCUUCUUGAAUGUGCACAUUAAUAAUAGUUUUCAUGAAAUUGGGGGAGAUUUUGGUCCCUAUUUCCUCAAAUAUUCUUUCUACUUCUUUCUCUCCUUUCCUUCUGGAGUUCCCAUUAUGUGCGUUUGGCAUGCUUGAUGGUGUCUCACAGGUUUCCGAGGCUCUGUUUAUUAUUAUUCAUUCUUUUUUCUUUAUGUUCCUCAGAUUGGGUAAUCUCAAUUGACUGAUCUUUAGGCUCAUUAGUUCUUUCUUCUGCCUGUUCAAAUAUGCUGUUGGGCCUGUCUAGUGAAUUUUUCUUUUCCAUUAUUGUACUUUUCAUUUCCAGAAUUUCUGUCUGGUUCCCUAUUAUAAUUUCUCUGUCUUCAUCAGUAUUCUUUAUUUGGCGAGACACUAUCCUCACGCUUUCCUUUAGUUCUUUAGACAUGAUUUACUUUAGGUCUUUAAACAUAUUUAAAAUAGCUUAAAGUCUCAAAGAGCUUACAUUGGUAGCCACCUGUCCUGUGCACAAACCAAAUUCUGCUUGCCAAUCUCUGCUUUCUUUCUCACACUUCACACCACCCAGCUAGGACUCUGGCCUUUUUCUUUAGCUUGACCUCUACCCUCCUCUCUAAGGUCUCUCCUUUCUUCUGGAUUCUAAGAAGGAGGAGGCCCUUCAGGUCUGAGAACGCCUCCCCUCUUCCUGAGCUUCUAUUGCCCUUCGGGAGGAGGUGAGCUGCCCAAGGAGUUACCCAGUCUCUCAGGGGAAGUAAAGAGAGGCCAGACAUGCUCAGACAAUCAUCUUCCCUGUCCUUCUAAGAAUCCAGUCAGUCAUCCUACAAAGCUUUACUCAAAAGGGAUUGCAGGGGAAGACUGCAAAUCAGGGCAAAUCUGAAGCUUUUCUUUAAAAAAGCCAGCUUCAUUACUUCAAAAUAAAUAAUGAAAUUAUGGGUACACAUGCAUACAAAACCCAAGACUUAAGUAGCCUGUUGUUGCUGGUUGUGAUCAAAGCCCGAGCUUGGUUUCUGACCUGGUCCUAGGAGCACUGCCACCUCUCCUCCCUUCCUCUGGGGAGCAGAAAGAGGCUGCACAAAUUCCAACAAAGUUUAGUCAAAAGCCAUAGGCUUUUCACUUUAUUGGUUAUUCUAUCCCUUCUUAUCUGUCAGGGGAGAGGGUUAACAGGAUACAACCACCUUCUAAACCUCCUCCCCCACUUCCUAACUCUGUUGAUGUUUCUAUUAAUAGACAUAUUAAUUACUAACAAUAGCAGUGACAAAGAACAUCAUAACUCCACCUUUUACACAAUUCAGUGGAACCAAUUUAAUCAAAGUGCCCUACUUAGGGAGAACAUUGCUAGAAAUGACAGGGAUUGGGAAACCAUAUGGUGCUUGGCAGAGGACCCGAAAUCAACGCAGAAACUGAGGAGCUUGGGCAAAGUGUGUCAUUUAUCAUUCUGGGGCUAGGGCUAAGUCAGGUGCAAGAGCUGACCCCCUCUCAGAGCUGGGACUUCAUUAAGGCUUUGGCUCUGGUUCGAACGUGGUACUUGCAGGCUCUUGUCAUAGCACCAAGAGACUCCUCUCCCAGCAAAUAAGGACUCCUAGGACCAGUGAGGCCUGUGCUAUCAUAAUGAAUUAUGAGUGGAUCCAUCUGACCUAUAAAAACAAAUACCACCCAUAAACAACACCACAAUGCUAAGCAAAAAUGCCUGAAGAACAUAGAGAGAAUGGGAUUUUUUAAGAAAAAUUUAUAAAUAGAAAUCAAAACAUGUGAAGCUCAGAAUGAAUUUGGGAAACAUGAUUGGAACUGGGAUUCACUGAGCACAUGUUGCACUAGGUCAAGGGCAGAGUGUCAGGGUGUGGCCCGACAUCAGGUGCAUGGGCUGUCCAGGCCACUCUGCACUGAAGGAAAUUGCGCCGUUCUGUAUGGUGCUUAUUCAUACACACUGCCCACAGGGCUCCAAUGAUUUAGAGGCACUGGACUGAGCUCCUGAGGGCAGGAGCAUUCGUCUCUGUAGCCACAUGUUUGGUACAGUGUCUGACAAAUAACAUUUACCUUGUAGGAACAACUGAGGGCAGAGCAUCCUUUCUCAGGAACAAGGCCCACCCCCUGGUGAGCCACUCCACUGGAGUCCCAGGUCCCUAACCUGUGGCCUAGGUAGACCUUAGGAUUUGCCUCACUGAUGCAAAUGAGUUGCUGCUUCUUGCUUUUGAAACAAAGUGUUGGCACGUUCCAGCUGCUGCGACUCAACUGCCUUUCACACAGUGUGGUGCCCAACAAAGCAUCCGUCUCAACACCCCGCGGCCUCCCCAGCUGCCGCUAGUAGCAAUCCAUUACCCACAGGCAGCUCAACAACUCAGUUUGACUUGGGCUCCACGCCUCUACACAAAAGAUGCUUCCCUGCCCUGUUCUCCUCCUUCCUGUUGUGAAAACAGCCUUCCUUGCCCUUACCCAGCUGUGGCUCUCUCAGCCGCUUCCUCUAGCCCCAAAGGCCCACUCAGAAUAAGGACCUGCACGCAAGUUGUGUGGCCCUGGGCAAAACCUGGAACUGCUUGAUCUUCUGAGCCUGCUUUCAAAUCUGCAAAAUAGUGCUCUCUGCCUUACUCCCUCACAGGCUAGUGUGAAGGUCAAAAGAGAACUCCUGAGAAAGAGCUUAGUCAGCUGAAAGGCUCUAAACAAAUGAUAGUUAUUACAUCGUCCUCUGUCUCCCCAUGCAAGAGACCAAAACAAAACAAUAUACAAAAGAGAGAGAAGAUCCCACACUUCUUGCACUGGAAAGGCUGAGGCCAUGGGUGAGAGCACCUCCCAUUUCCCUGGGAAAGGAGAAGAAGUAAAACUUGAAUUCCUUCCAUCAGAGACUCAUCUAAGAAUACUUUAUAUCUUCCCACUCUGUUUUGAAGUAGGACAGGGGGCCCAGCAUCACAGACUACGAGGUUCUUACCUUGUAGUUCUGGUCUCAUUCGUUUCUGUAUUUAUCAAGCCUGGUACAUAAACACAGUAGGUAGGUGGAUGGAUGAGUUUGCUGUCCAGUCAAGACUUCAGCUAGCACAUUCCUAAUUGACCUGCCUUUACAUAUAUGGUUUCUAAAAACACUUUCGCACUGGGAUGAUGACAGAGUUCUGGAGAUGGAUGGUGGUGAUGGUUGCACACACUAUUGGGAAUAUACUUAAUGACGUUGAAUUGUACAUUUUUAAAUGGUUAAAAUUGUAAAUUUUAUGUUAUUUAUAUUUUACCACAAUAAAAAAUUUUAAGAAGAAA
Messenger RNA from Symphalangus syndactylus (siamang), 11255 nucleotides. It is a transcript of the gene CRACR2A, whose product is annotated as calcium release activated channel regulator 2A. The record is from RefSeq and is a predicted model, not a curated record. Gene Ontology annotation, molecular function: GTPase activity; GTP binding; calcium ion binding. Lineage: Eukaryota; Metazoa; Chordata; Mammalia; Primates; Hylobatidae.